Messenger RNA from Moneuplotes crassus, 1073 nucleotides. NCBI's taxonomy places the organism in Eukaryota, Ciliophora, Spirotrichea, Euplotida, Euplotidae. The record is from the annotation of a GenBank genome assembly.
GGAAAAAUGGAAGACAAAGGUCCUAUUAGAGGUUGAGAGACUUAUGUUAUCGUGUUGAUAAUCUACUCGUGACUUGGGUUCUUUACUCUUUUGGUACAUCUCUGGUAUUCAAUCAAAUUCUUCAGAUUUUACAAAUUUAAGCACAAGUUGACAAGCAUUUUUCUGAUAUUUCUGAUUUUAUCUAUUAUCUGAGACAUCAUCUAUGGAGUAUCUGAAGUGUCACUCAGAUAUGCUGAUACAUGAAAUGGGAAUGGACAUUAUUGUACAAAUUAUUGGACUGGUUGGAUAAACUAUUUUAUGUACAUGAGCACGAUCAUAGUGCUCUCUUUUGCCUACAUUUCACAAAUCCUGAGGUUUAAAGACAGAGGAAGAGGCAGGCAAAGAAUUUAUAAUAUUAUUCUAUGGAUUAGUAUGUUUACUAUUUUGGUUAUAUGAACGGUUGUAUUCAUUUUUGAUGGUGUAAACGAAUGUAACAAACUAGAAUCUGAAAAACACGAAGCAGUAACAAAAGGAAUAAAAAUUGUAAGCUGAAUUUAUAUGUUAACAGGCAUCUUCUUUAUGAUCAUCUUGCUCUGGUUUUACAGAGCCCUCAAGAAAAUAGAAACAGAUGAAAAUGGUGUCAGAUUGCAUAAAUAAAUUAAAAUGAAGAUUGGCAAUUAGUAUCACAGUCAUAUUUGGUGUUUUUGCAACCAGAAGUGGCAUAACACUGACUAGGAGCUUUUAUGAUUUCUUGAAGGAUUGGAAAACAACGUCAAUGUCUGAUAAUAAAUUUUUGUAUGCCAUUUACAUCUUCUGAUACUAUUUCAUUCUGAGUCUGGUUCCAGCAAUAGUUCAGAUCUACUUGAUAAGACUGAGUCUGUCUUCGACUCCAAGGGUCACAAUCGGACUUGAAGAGCAUAACUUCGAGUCAGAACCUUUAUUUUCUGGCCACUUAGAAAUAUCCCGAAGUCGGACAAGCGAGUCACAUCAAAGAGAAAAUCUAAUAGAAUACGAUUAUAAUACGUCCUCAGCAUAAAUUAUUCCCAAUAUCGUCCAUACUCUUUAAAUAUAGAUAAACAUUUGAAAUAAGUAUU